Callorhinus ursinus (northern fur seal) is the source of this 2060-nucleotide messenger RNA. It is a transcript of the gene ADAMTSL5, whose product is annotated as ADAMTS like 5. The record is from RefSeq and is a predicted model, not a curated record. Gene Ontology annotation, molecular function: metalloendopeptidase activity; protein binding. Gene Ontology annotation, biological process: proteolysis; extracellular matrix organization. NCBI's taxonomy places the organism in Eukaryota, Metazoa, Chordata, Mammalia, Carnivora, Otariidae. Gene Ontology annotation, cellular component: extracellular matrix.
GGUCACCCCCCCCUUGUUAUCCCUCAAUCCAGGGGCUCCCUGCUGCCUUGGGUCUGGGAGCUGAGGUGGUGCUGGAGGCCCAGGGGCAGGCCGGGGGCUUCUGCCAGGGACUCGGGCCCUGACCCAGCCCCCACCAGGCCGCACCUCUGCAAAGUCCCUCCUAGAGCCCUGGACUGAGUCCAGCUGGUCCCCAUGGCACAGAUGGGGAAACUGAGGCCCGGGAAAGUGGAGUGUCUGGCCCUCGGCCACACAGGAAGAGACAAGAACAGAGGCCCAGAGAGGUUAAAUUACUGCCCCAAAUCACACAGCCAAUUGGGACAGAGCUGGGGUUCAGACCCUGGCCUCCUGGCACCCCCACUGCAGCGCCCUCCCUGCUCCCCCACACUUCGCCCCCUCCAGAACCUCCUUCUGCUGUGGACCCUCCUGAACUGUGGUUUAGGGGGCAGUGCUCAGGGUCCAGGUGAGUGGACCCCGUGGGGUUCCUGGAGUCGCUGUUCCAGCUCUUGUGGGCGGGGUCUCUCCGUGCGCAGCAGGCGCUGCUUCUGGUUUCCUGGGGGAGAGCCGUGCUGGGGAGACUCCCACGAGUACCACCUCUGCCAUUUGCCGGACUGUCCCGUAGGGGCCAUUCCCUUCCGAGAUCUCCAGUGCGCCCUCUACAAUGGCCACCCUGUCCUGGGCACCCAGAAGACUUACCAGUGGGUGCCUUUCUAUGGUGCGCCCAACCAGUGCGACCUCAACUGCCUGGCCGAGGGCCACUCCUUCUACCACAGCUUCGGCCGCGUCCUGGACGGCACCCCCUGCAGCCCGGGGACCCAGGGGCUCUGCGUGGCUGGCCGCUGCCUCAGCGCCGGCUGUGACGGUUUGCUGGGCUCGGACGCCCGCGAAGACCACUGCGGCCGCUGCGGCGGCACCAACGAGUCAUGCUUUUUGGUGCAGCGCGUGUUCCGAGACUCCGGUGCCUUCGCUGGGUACUGGAACGUGACCCUGAUCCCCGAGGGUGCCAGACACAUCCGUGUAGCCCACCGGAGCCGCAACCACCUGGCGCUGAUAGGGGGCGACGGGCGCUACGUGCUCAACGGGAACUGGGCGGUCAGCCCACCCGGGACCUACGAGGUGGCGGGCACCCGUGUGGUCUACACCCGCGCUGCAGGGCCAGAGGAGUUGCUGAGCGCGGCUGGGCCCACGUCCCAAGACCUGCUCCUGCAGGUCCUCCUGCAGGAGCCCAACCCCGGCAUCGAGUUCGAGUUCUGGCUCCCGCGGGAGCGCUACGGGCCCUUCCAGGCGCAGGCGCAGGCCCUGGGCUGGUCCCUGCGGCAGCAGCAGCCUCGGGAGGUAGAACCGGAGGCCCCCGACCUCCGCGCAGCCCCAGCUCCCAGCGCCCCUCGCGCCCCGACCCCGGCCCCAGAGCCCUGCAGACGCUGCCCCGACACCCGAGGCCGCGCUCCCCGGCUGCUGUACUACUGCCGGAGCGACUUCGUGUUCAGGGCCCGAGUGCUGAGCCGCCUGCACCAGGCCGAGGAGACGCGCUAUGAGGUUCAAGUGCAGCUCAUCUACAAGAACCGCUCGCCGCUGCGGGCCCUCGAGUACGUGUGGGCACCGGGUCGCUGCCCCUGCCCCCGACUGGACCUCCACCGCGAGUACCUGCUGGCUGCCCAGCGCCUCAUCAGCCCGGAUGGCACUCAAGACCGACUACUGCUGCCCCACAUGGGCUAUGCCCGGGCCUGGAGCCCCGCCGAGGAGAGCCGUGUGCGCCUGGCCGCCCGCCACUGCCCUGUCUGAGCCCUUCGACAAGGCCCUUGCCACAUGCAGCAAGAAAGAUAUGCCGGACGAGGCUCAAACUCAGCAUAUUUCCCCUCUUGCCCUGGCUUCCAGCGAGCUUAGAAAUAUCUCCCGUCCACAGCUAUGUGACUUCCCAUCACACGUGCUUAGACGGCCCUGCACAUGGUCAGAUCCACUGCCGUGACCAGGAGCCAGUGGUGAGGACGCACUGAAUAGACCCGAACUCAUUUCCUCUCUCACUCUGGCUGCCAGGAAACUCGUAGAUAUUUUACACUUUGAAA